UGAGCUUAGUUCCUCUCGGCCUCUUCCAAAAUUAACAUCGGCUUUAACGAGCUGAUUGUGAUUUCCGUUCAAAAUUUGAAGAUCGGUAGUUUUCCGGGGUCGAAGGGAUAAUUUUUUUGGUUUCGGAGUUGCUGGCUUUGAAACGCGCUGUUAUUGUUGUCUCGCACCACUUUUUCGUUUGAUUCGUUCGCUUUUUGAGUCUAUUUCGAUCAUGACUUUGUGGCGCAGUGUAGCGACGAGGACACGGAGCCAUCUGGUGCCCCGUUUUGUAGGCGUCGUCAGCCAGCGGUUCUACGCCGAGGACCACAAUCCGUCGCCCAAGUGCAGUGCAGCCGCGGAUUCGGGGAAGGGCUGCGGAAAGUUCCACGGAUGCGGCGAUCCGCGGUACGAGAAGAAAGAGCCUCCGCCGCAGGAGGACACCUUCCAGUUCCACCACCUGGUCAAGAUGCCGGCCGACUGCUGUGACGAUCCCUGCCGGGAGCGCUACCCCCCCUAUGACCAAUGCUACUACGAGAUCUCCGACAAGGCCAAGAGGAAGUACCAGGUCACCUGGGUGGAGUGCCCGCCCAUCCAGAUAAAGCCCAAGAAGAUCUGCUGCUUCGAGGCGGCCAAGCAUCCCCCAAUAACGAGGAGGAAGCGCAAGGAGUUCGUGGCCGACGCCAAGUGCCCCCAGGAGGAGACGUGCCCCGUAGCCUCGGGACCCUGCCCCAAGAUCACAUUGCCCGGCUGCAAGGCCGUAAAAGACACCUCCUGCUACAUCGUCCGAAGGAAGACGGACUGCACCAAGGUCAAGGCGCCGUACCCCUCCUUCUCGGAGUGCUCCCACGCCGCCAUCCGGAAGCCCCGGGGCAUCGAGUGCAACUGCCUGGCGGUUCCCAGUGCCUGCGACCUGCUCCGCGAGACCAUGAAGAACGAAGGCAACCCUCGCAAGGGGAACUGCGGCGGCAGCAGAGGUUAAUCGCACAGUGAUUCGACUAAAACGAUCUUUCGACACCGAGCCCCAGCACUCAGUACUCUGUUCUGUCAUUUUCCGAAACCAAUCCAAUUUAAUUUUCUCUCCUCAUGUGUGAAAUCCCGACUAUAAACAUACCGAAGACCAGUUGUAGUCUGUUUUCUUUUAUUUCAGUAAAAAUAAAAUCAAUACAUAUUUCAUACAAACAA
Messenger RNA from Drosophila ficusphila, 1161 nucleotides. RefSeq lists its product as uncharacterized. The record is from RefSeq and is a predicted model, not a curated record. Lineage: Eukaryota; Metazoa; Arthropoda; Insecta; Diptera; Drosophilidae. The transcript has a single exon. Bases 212 to 958 code for a protein of 248 amino acids.